Molecule: messenger RNA, 1115 nt
Organism: Xiphophorus hellerii (green swordtail)
Lineage: Eukaryota; Metazoa; Chordata; Actinopteri; Cyprinodontiformes; Poeciliidae
Gene: olig4
Product: oligodendrocyte transcription factor 4
Exons: 1
Coding region: 163-933 (256 amino acids)
Biological process (GO): axon development; positive regulation of transcription by RNA polymerase II; sensory organ development
Cellular component (GO): nucleus
Molecular function (GO): protein dimerization activity; DNA-binding transcription factor activity, RNA polymerase II-specific; E-box binding
Source: RefSeq, a predicted model, not a curated record
UGUUCCUUUGUUGUGUCCCCAAUAUAAAUACACACCAGCAGGCCCACGGCGCGACAGAUUUCAAACACUUUCACUCCUGUGGAACAGACGGUGCAGCAAAAACUCUCUGUGACUCUUUAAAAAUUAAGGAUUUUGGACAAUUUUUCAAAAAAAAAACCUGAAAUGGAUUCAGAUGCCAGCUCCACGUGCAGCCGAUCCUCAUCUCCAGACCUGGUGGUGGAUGACUCUGCCGGCAGCUUCUUCUCCAACAAUAUUUUUCAGAAAUACUGCCAGGAGAAUAGAAAUGACAGUGAAGCUGACCAAGGCAGGAUGGAACGUGGAGGCGGGAAGACCAAGAGCAGGUCUGAACUCAGCAAGGAGGAGAUGCAAGACUUAAGGCUCAAAGUCAAUAGCCGGGAGAGGAAGAGGAUGCAUGACCUGAACCAGGCCAUGGACGGACUGAGGGAGGUGAUGCCCUACGCUCAUGGACCUUCUGUUCGCAAACUGUCCAAAAUAUCCACCUUGCUUCUAGCUCGCAAUUACAUUCUCAUGCUGUCCAGCUCUCUAGAGGAGAUGAAAAAACUGGUCGGGGACGUCUACGGAGGUGGUGCUGCCGCCCAGAGCCGCUCCACUGCCCACUCAACUAUCAACCAUGCAGCCACAUCUGUUCACCUCCCUCUGCAUCCUCUGGCCCAGUCCCUUCACUCUCUGGUGGGCAGCACACCUACAGCUCUGCAGCAUCACUCCUCUCCUCCUUCCUCAGCUCCAGCUCCUCAUUCCCCUCCAUCAGCUAGCUUCCUGGGCUUCCAUGCUCCAGUGCAGGGCCUUCUCAAGGACCCACUCCACCUUGGUGGCUCCUACAGACAUUUUCCUGGCAUGCCAUGCCCGUGCACACUCUGCCAGCCUCUGCCGACCGCCACCUCCACAUUGCACAGCUUGUCUAUGAAUAAAUGAAGGAGGACUUGCAACACAAUGACUGAAGCCAAACUUGUUCAUAUUGUACAUACAAACUGCUGCUAUUUUGUCAAAAAAAUAUUUUGUACUUUGUUAUAGAGCAACAUUGGGCCUUUUACUUGUGUAACAAAAUCUGCAACUUAUCCAAUGUUUGUGGUAAGGAAAGCUUGUAAAAAAUUGGA